This is a messenger RNA of Leptonychotes weddellii (Weddell seal), 5853 nucleotides long. The record is from RefSeq and is a predicted model, not a curated record. NCBI's taxonomy places the organism in Eukaryota, Metazoa, Chordata, Mammalia, Carnivora, Phocidae.
GUUUAAACCCAAGCCCUAGCUCCCGGCGCCGAGCUCCAGAAGGUGGGUGGUCGUCGCCCCCACGCUGAAAGAGCGUGAUGGAGCACCCAGUGAUGGACACUGGCUCACUUUUUACUUCAGGAAUUAAGAGACAUGUGAAAGACAAAAGAAUUUCAAAGACUGGGAAACUGAAUGUUUCUCUUGCUUCAAAAAUCAAAACAAAAAUAUUAAACAAUUCUUCUAUUUUCAAAAUUUCUUUAAAGCACAACAACAGGGCAUUAGCUCAGGCUCUUAGUAGAGAGAAAGAGAAUUCUCGAAGAAUUACAACUGAAAAGACGCUAUUGCAAAAAGAAGUGGAGAAACUGAAUUUUGAGAACACAUUUCUUCGCCUAAAACUAAAUAAUUUGAAUAAGAAGCUUAUAGAAAUAGAAGCACUCAUGAACAAUAACUUGAUAACUGCAAUUGAAAUGAGCACUCUUUCUGAGCAAACUUUACUUCACACGGUUCCAUUAACUUCAAAUGAUGAUGAUGAUGAUGAUAAAGAUAAAGAUGAUGACAAUGUUAUAUCAAAGAUAUCACCUGAUAUUCCCUCUUCAGUAUCAACAAGACAACCUUUAUCAAAAAGUCAUUUCCAUUCAGACCAAAAUUCCAUGAGUUCUCCAAUGAGUGAGAUGAAAAAUGCCCAGUCAAUCAGCCACGGAAAGGAGAAACCAUCUCUCAGUAAAGUAACGGAAAGGAAAAAACAUGAAUCAUCUCAGGAAAAAAAUAAUCCUUCUGUUGACAGUUCUCAUGGGACAGACUUAGAUCAACAACACAUUUCAAAUCCAGAAUUAAAUUGGAAUAAUGAAAUAAAUGAUCAUACUAAUGAAAAGAAUAUUAAAAUGCAAGGAAAUAUACAGUGCCUUCCUGACUCAUCGGAGUCUACAAGUGAACCUACUGCAGAGUACAUGAAUCCAUUUGAGGGUAGUGAUGACUUUCAGUUGCAGAAAACUGUGUAUGAUGCUGACAUGGAUUUAACUGCUAGUGAAGUAAGCAAAAUUGUUACAGUUUCAACAGGGACUAAAAAUAAAAACAAUAAAAAAUCAAAUGAUUGUGAAAUAAAAACUUUCAGAAAAGUGAAAGAUUCAAGCUCUGAAAAAAAGAGAGAAAGAUCAAAGAGACAAUUUAAAAAUAGUUCAGAUAUCAAUAUUGACGAAAAGGUUGAAAAUGGACCAGAAAAAAGAUCAGUUGUCUUAAAUGGCAAAGGGGAUUCAGAAGAUCCAGAUUUUAUUUUCAGUACUGAGCAGAUGAUUCAGUUGAACAUACUGAAGAAAGUAACCCUUCAUAAUGGCUUUGAUCAAGACGACAGACAAAGUACACAGUGUAAUAAAAGAAAGAAAAGAAUACAUGUAACAAAUGAGCAAGAGGAAGCAUACUCUUUCUCCCAAAGUUCAGAUAAAUUCCAGCAGGAGAGUAAAUUUGAUAUGGGUCAGAGUUCUUUAGCUUAUCAUAAAAGUAAAGCUUCUAGACAGACAUUUGUGAUUCCUAAGUUAGAAAAAGGUAACUUAUUCUCAAACCAAAAGAAUAAAGAAAGCACUUCUGAAAACCUAGAAGUCACAAGUGAAUUUCAAACAGCUGAUCUUUCCACCAAAGGUAAUGAAAGUUUAUGUGAUUAUGAGGCCCAGAAUAUGUCAGAUUUGAAAAAGCAUGUCACUGAUACGCAGCCUGCUCAGCAGAAUGAAUCAAAAAUAAAUGAGAAGCUUAGACAGAAAGUAAAUCGGAAGACAGAAAUAAUUUCUGAAACAAACAAAGCAUAUGGGGAUACUGCUAAAGAUGUGCACGGCCCAGGAAAAGGUAACUUUUCCUUCCAAACCCAUGAGGAUAAAGAAGCCGUCUCUGGAAACCUUAAAGUUUCAGAUGAGUUUCAAAAACCUGCUCUUUCCACCAUUGAUAAUGGAAACCUGUGUGAUUGUGAGAUCCAAAAUGUGUUGGAUUUGCAAAAGCAGAUCACUGAUGUGUACCCUGUUCAGCAAAAUGAAUCAAAAGUUCAUAAGAAUCUUAGGCAGAAAGUAAAUCGGAAGACAGAAAUAAUUUCUGAAGCGAAUCAUUUAGAUAAUGACAAGAAUGUAUAUUUCCCAGAAAAGGGUAGUUCUUUCUUCCUAACCCAGAAGGAUAAAGAAAUCAUCCCUGAAAAUAUAAAAGGCCCAAGUGAAUUCCAAAUACCUGCCCUUUCUACCAAAGAUAGUGGAAGCCUAUUUGAUUAUGAAACUCAAAAUGUUCUGGGAAUAGAAAAGCAUAUCCAUGAUAUGCAACCUGCUUGUCAAAAUGAAUCAAAAAUAGAUAAGAAGCUUAGGCAAAAGGUGUGUCGGAAGACAGAAAUAAUUUCUAAAAUCAACCAAGUAUAUGAGAAUGAUGACAAAGGCAUACAUGACCCAGAAAAAGAUAGUUUACAUUCUCUAACGCAAAAGGAAAAAGAAAUCAUCCCCGAAAACCUAGAAGACACAAAUGAGUCUCAGGUAGCUGAUCCUUCCACCAGAGGUGUUAGGAACUUAUGUCAUUAUGAGACUCAAAACAUUUUGGGGGUGAAAAAACAUGUUACUGAUAUGCCACCUACAAAGCAAAAUGAAUCAAAAAUAAAUAAGAGGCUCAGGCAGAAAGUAAGUCGGAAGACAGAAAUAAUUGUGGAAAUGAACCAAGUAAAUGAGUUUAAAAAAAAAGGUGUGUAUGACCCAGAAGAAGGUAACUUCUUUUCCCUAACCCAAACAGGUAAAGAAACCAUUUCUGAAAAAUUAGAAGUCACAAGUGAAUUACAAACAGCUUAUCUUUCCACCCACGAUAAUGGAAAUUUGUAUGAUUAUGAGACACAGAAUGUGUUGGGUUUGAAAAAGCAUGUGACUGAAACGCAACCUGCCCAGCAAAAUGAAUCAAAAAUAAAUAAGAAACUUAGGCAGAAAGUAAAUCGGAAGACAGAAAUAAUUUCUGAAAAGUACCAAAUAUAUGGGGAUAAUGAUAAAGAUGUGCAUGAUCAAGAAAGCUGUACAAAAGAUCUUGCUUUUCAAGUAAAUAUAUCUAAACAAAGACUUGAAUGCCAAGGUAUCAUCAGUGGAUACUCUAUGGAAAUUGAUAGUAAUGAAAAGGAAAAUUGUGAUCAAAUUUCAAAUCCUUACAAACUAGUUAAAAAGCAUGGGAAAGAAUCAUCAGGCAAGGCAAAGAUUUUUGCAAAAGGUAAAAACAAAUCUAUUUCGCAGUUAUCAGAUUCUUUACAGACGUCUGUCUCCCUAGAAUCAGGUUUAAAAUAUAUUACUAAUGAAGCAGAUUCUGAUCCUGGUAAGCAUAGGGACCUACAGGAGAAUCUGAAGGAAAGCUCCACAACUCUGAAUGAAAAAAGAGCUAUCCCUUUUGUGGAAGUGGUAAAAGAAAGAGAGUGCCAGGGCAGAAAAGUAAACAAAACAGCAUCUAAAUCAAAGAAAAGAAAGACCGUCUAUCCUUCUUCAGAUAGCCAUAAGGUAAUGCAGAUAAUAUCUGACACUGACCAGGGAAUAUCAGUUGAAUCUGGACAAGCUGGUGAGGAAAAAAAUUCAGAAAAUGAGAGAGUUGUCAAAAUGAAGCCAGACUUUUACAAAGAGGUGUUUCAAUCUUUAUCUCAGGUCUAUUCACCUAACAUACAAGAUUCUUCCUUUAAGAGUAUGCAUGAGGAGUCAGUACCUCUGAGUAUUUCUCCUAGUAAAAAUCUGAUGAUAAAAGAAAAUUUUGCCAUGGAGAGCUCACCAAUCUUUCAAGUAAGUGAUGAUGAACAUGAGAAGAUGAAAGGGAUGAAAUUCAACCAGAGAACACAAAAAUCAGGAAUAGGUGGUAGAACACUACAGGACUUGACAAAUACCAGUUUUGUUUCAAAUAAUGCUGCUAAAGCUGAAAAUAAGUCAGAAAAUCCAUCUGUAGAGCCACCAAGCCGAAGAAGAAGGUGUACUCCUCUCUCUUUAAAGGAGCCAAAUCUCAAAAGGAAGAUGAGAAGAUGAGGUGAAUGUAUGGAUUCUGGUUUUUUUGAAUUCUCAAACCAUACCAAGUCAAAACAGGGAUAUAACAAGGAUCCAAAGAUGAAAUGCGUGAUGAAGGCUUCCCCCCCCCACCUUUUCAUGAGUAUUAAUUUAUUCUUAUGUUUACACAUAUGUGUAUAAAAUAGCUAUUUUGUAAUAUUAAACUUCUAAAAUCAUUUUGGUCAUCCUAUAACUUAUGUUGCUGUUUUUGUGAACUUCUUUCAACCUAACAGCCUUUAACUAAGCAAAAGCUGUUAACCUUUUAACCAAAUAAAAUGUGUUAUAAAUAUUUUUGCAUUGGUUAUCUUGUUGUAUACCAAGCUAUCUUGUUUUAUUUUUAAACCAUCCAAUAUAUUUGAUCACCUAGAAGAUUUUAAAAGUUGCCUCCUGCCUUGGCCAGUUUUCUGUCACCCUUCAUUCUUACACUUUCAGAAUUACCUGUUAGAUGUCAAUUUCUGUAUUAUUUCCAUUCUCUGUAAUCUGAUGACUUGGCUGAGGGGCUUAACCUUUCAGGCUCUUUUAAAUUUGGUUUUUAUAACUUUAUUUUAAAGAACCCUUACUAUAGUAGUAAUAGAAAGUAAUAAAUCCUAUUGAUGUCUGAGAUCAAUGAACAUAAUUUACUGUAUUCAAAUGACAAGUCAAAUUCUAUUCUGCCUAGAUGGAAAAGCUUACUUAGAGAAUAUCUGACAACUGAAAGGGUGAACUAGUGUUUUUAACAAACACUUCAGAUCAUUCUGGGGCAGACUGUCCUAGGACCAAACUCUGAGGAAUUGCUGUAGGAAUACAGAGUCCCACGGAACUUACUCAUAAUAUCAACAAUGUGGGUUGAGUGGAGGCCUUAUUAAAGGAACAGUUUACACAAAGAUUAAGAGCCUGGCACCCUGACAAUCUUUGUUCUCUUUCCUAUACACCUAUUACUUGGAGACUAUGGACCUCCUAGAGGCAGUCUCCAGUAUUAUAUUUUUGUCCCUAUUGCUUAUUUCUAUUUUUCCUCCUUUCUGUGAGUUUUUUCUUUUUUUCCCUUCCCAUGUAAAUUAUUUUUCAGUUUAUGUAGUCAAAUUUAUCAACCUUUUAUUGCUGGUGGAAUUUGGUCACAGUAAGAAAGAAUUUUCCUUCUUCCAGAUUAUAAAGACAUUUACCCAUGGUCUCAUUUUGUUUUACAUUUAAAUUUCUGAUUCAUGUGGAAUUUUUUUCUAUGAUAUGAGAUAUGAAUGCAACUUCAACCUUUUUCCAAAUGACUCCCCCAUUAUUGAGAAGGUCCAUGUUCUCCAUUACUGAUUUGAAAUGCUACCCUUUUUUAUGUUGUAUUUCCACGUACACUUAAAUUUAUUUCUCAAUUUUCUGUUGUAUUGGUCUGUGUGUCUGUUUAUGCCCCACUACCAUACUCCGUAGACUUUAGGGGGAGUAUCAAAGUUUCCCUCUCCUAGAGCUUUUACAUAUUUCUUAAUAAAUUUAUGCCUAGGAAUUUUUUUUUUCUUGGUAAUAAAAAUGGGAUCUUCCCUUUGAUUCUCUCUUCUAAUUAUUUGCAUAUAUAUGUUCAUUAUUGAUUUCUGUAUGUUAAUUACUGAACAUUCAUUGUUUGUAGUAUUUUCCAGACAUAUGUCCUGAAAACUAGGUUAACUUUACCUCUUUUUUUUUUCCCCUUCCAAAUCUUAUGCAUCUCAUUGCUUUCUUUUGUCUAAUUAAUUAUAUGGCUGCUACCUUAAGUAAAAUGUUAAAUUGUAGUGAGAAGAAUAGGUACCCUUGUAUUGUUCCUGAUUUUCAUGGGAAUGCCUUUGGUUUUACCCUAAUAAGUAAGAUGCUGGGUUUUGAGCUGGUUAUGUAUAAUUUAUAAUCACAUUAAAGUAUUGUCUAUCAAUUA